Messenger RNA from Chara braunii, 1167 nucleotides. The record is from the annotation of a GenBank genome assembly. Lineage: Eukaryota; Viridiplantae; Streptophyta; Charophyceae; Charales; Characeae.
UUGGUUCAAUACAAAUCAGAGGGUUGUGGUGCUCGAGGAGACGGUUGGACUGCUGAAGAAUUGGUAUGAUGCUGAGAUGGCUAAAUUACUCGCUCAAUGGCAGGAAGAGGAACGGCUGCGUAAGGAACGUGAAGAAGAGGAGCGGCGUAUCAGGGAAAAGCAGGAGCGUGAGAGUUUCCAGAAAGAGCUCAGCCAAGAAUGGAACGAUAAGUUUGAAUCCGUUUGUGGUACUCUACGAUCCUCGAACUUGAAUGUUGAACGUGAGCUGGAGCUGUUGAAGAGACAGAUUGAGGAUCUCAAGAUUAGUCAGAAGCAGGGAGUGCAUCCUGGUGCCUCUACCAGUACUCAAACUACUGGAAACGACGCUUUGUUGGCAAGAAUGCUCCAAGAGCAUGAAGAUAUGAAGACGAGCCUGGAACGUGCGUCUGGAGCAUGCAAGAAGGUUGAGUCCUUGGAAGCGGAAUUACGUACCUUGAAGCAAUCUCAUGAGGAAGCCGUGACUGAAGCUGAAGCAUGGAAGAAGGAGGCGCUCAAGUCUAGAAAUAAACGUAGUAGAUUGACGAUUUCUCCCUCCUCUGAACUCAAGAUGCCCCCAGCGACCACUCCCGCCAACAAGGACCGACCAGUGACGGAUCCGAGUCAAUUACAGCAGUUACACAACCUGGAGGUUGAUGCCCUUAAAGGAGAAGCAGAGACUCAGAGAGAAGUCGAGCGUGAGAAUGCCAGAUUGAAGGAGGAACUGGGGAGGCGUGGAGUGGAGAAACGCACUCCAAUGUCUACCUUCAGAGAACGUCUGGAUGAGGUGGAGACCGUGGCUGGUGGUUCCGGCUUGAAAACCAACAAGAAGAAGAAGGUUGUUGGUGGCAAUGAUGAUACCAAAGAAAAUGUCAGAGACGCAUUUCUCCGGGAGGCACGGAAGGAGUUUCGAAAUCUCAAGAAUGACGAUGUCAUGGAAAUUUGUUUAAAGGAAGGUAUCAAGUACACUACACUUACCGAGACGGUUUCGGAGAUUAUUGCCAAGCGGGCGGAUCGUGCCUUUGGCAAACGAGUUGUGGUCCAAGAAAUUUCGGAUGACAUAGCAGGUGGGGCGCAGGUCGACAGUCGGAAUGAUGGGAGGGACUCCGUCACUUCUUAGGGUCCCUCCCGAGUGCGGCUUUGCUUUGGUCG